AUGUCGGUUUAUUCAUUGAAUCCUCGGGAUUCUGUUUCGCAAUCGGUCUCCAGGAGUACAAGUAGACGUCCAACGGCAAGACCAACCACAACGGCCACCAGUGUCGCAGCCCAGGACAUCAUCUGUGCCGUCAGUGAAUCGCGGGGCGUCUCGUCCACCAUUGGCCUCGCAUUUGUCAAUCUCGCAACAGCUGAAGCCGUGCUCUGUCAGAUAUGUGACAGCCAGACUUAUGUCAAAACAAUCAUCAAGAUUGGUGUAUUUGAACCUAGCGAGAUUCUGUUCAUGAACACUGCCAAAGAGUCGAAGCUCCGCUAUAUGAUCCAAGAGAAUCUGCCAGAUCCUAUCUUCACCUUCAUGGACCGCAGAUGGUGGUCAGAGCAGACAGGUCACGAGUAUGUAGAUCGACUGGCUUUUCCAGAGGAAGUGGACUCUCUUAAGGUGACUCUGGGCGGGAACUACUUCGCAGCGUGUUGCUUUGCCGCAGUCCUGAAGUAUGUUGAGGUCGAACUCCAGCGAUCUUUUACCACGCAUUCUCUUCGGAUACGGUUCGAGCCGUCUCAGGGAUCUAUGACAAUUGACUUGGCGACUAUUGUGUCCCUUGAACUUAUCCAGAACCUGCACAAUGCGAAAUCUAAAGAAAGCUUGUUUGGACUGUUGAACGAGACAUUGACGCCUAUGGGGGCCAGACUACUCCGAGCUAGCAUCUUACAGCCUUCAACAGAAAGAGUCAAAUUGACAGCCAGAUACAACGCUGUGGAAGAUCUGGCCACCAAAGAGGAUAUGUUUGUGUCUGUGAGGCAGGCUCUCAAGGGCUUUAUGGAUGCAGAUAAAGUGUUGACUGCGAUCAUCUUGGUUCCCACCAAGCGGACAAUCCAAUACGUUGAACAGUCCGUCAACAAUGUCAUCAUGCUCAAGACUUAUGUGUCUGCGAUCAAAAAUAUCUUCCAAGCGCUUGGAGCAGCGCAAAGUGAUUUGCUGCUUACCAUACGCGAAUUGUGCGCUCCUGAGGGGCAUCGUUCAAUUGAAGAGCUGAUUGUCAUGACAUUGAAUGAGCAUGUAGCCUAUCAGUCAAAGCCACUUGAUCUGAGGAACCAGCGCAUUUACUGUGUCAAGGCCGGUGUCAACAGUCUCCUCGAUGUUGCGAGACAUGCCUAUAAGGAGGCGAAUGCAGACGCCACUGAGCUGUGUGAUAUGGUCUUGGACUUGAAGUUUGACGCAGCCCGACAAUACUACAUCUGUAUCCCUGCUACAGAACCAGGUCCACUGCCGAAUAUUUUUAUCAACGUAUACCGCAAGCGAAACUGCGUCGAGUGCCAGACAUUGGAUUUGGUCAAACUAAAUCAAAAGAUCACCGAUUCCCACAGCGAGGUGAUCAACAUGAGCGACCAGACAAUCCAAGACCUGCUCCGAGACGUGUGCACCGAAGUAUCCGGGCUUUUUCGCGUCAGUGAAGCUAUCGCAAUGCUAGACAUGUUAGCGGCAUUCGCUCAGCUAGCAACAAAUCAUGAAUACAUCAGACCAGAGCUGACCGACACUCUCGCCAUCAAGGCGGGGCGUCAUCCGAUCCGAGAACAGAUUCACAGCAGCAAGUUUAUCCCAAAUGACGCAUAUGCAACACCGCAAACAAGAUUUCAGGUCAUCACAGGAUGCAACAUGAGCGGCAAGUCGACUUACAUCCGCACCCUAGCCCUGGUAACAGUCAUGGCGCAGAUAGGCUGCUUCAUCCCAGCCCAAUAUGCCUCGUUCCCAAUCUCACAUCAGCUCUUCGCCCGCGUCGCUACGUCGGAUGACCUAAAUGCCAAUGUCUCGACCUUUGCAGCAGAGAUGCGGGAGAUGGCAUUCAUCCUUCGUAACAUCCAGCCACGCAGUAUGGUCAUCAUCGACGAGCUAGGCCGUGGCACUAGCACAACCGACGGCCUUGCCAUUGCCAUCGCCUUAGCGGAAGCACUAAUCUCCAGUAAUGCGCUGGUCUGGUUUGUCACGCACUUCCACGAGUUGGCACAGAUUCUUGCCGAGCGUAGCGGUGUGAUCAAUCUCCAUUUAGCAGCAGAGAUAUCAUCCGAUGCAUCCAAGAUGACCAUGCAGUACCGCAUUGCAGAGGGUCCUGUUCCAGAUCGUCGAUAUGGGCUUGUUCUCGCCAAGCUUGCUGACCUCCCACCUGCCGUCUUGAACAAGGCGCACUCCGUAUCAGAGGCAAUGGACCAGCUGGCUAAGCGCAGGAACAGCCCAUCGCGUGCUGUUGCUAUUGCCCAGAAGCGGAAGUUGCUAUUGUCUCUGCGUGAACAGUUGUUCCUUGCCCGUGACGGCACGAUGGAUAACGCUAGUCUUCGGGCUUUGUUGAUCAAACUGCAGGAUGACUUUGUGCUGCGCAUGACAGCCAUCAACAGGGAAAUGGAGUUGUACCCCAGUGAUGAAAGUGAGACGGAUGCUCCUACAAAAUCUGUUUCGAGCUUUUCCGUUCACACGCCUGAAACCCAAGCGUUGGGUUCGAGUGAGGCCAACAAAGUAAUGGACAGCACACAUGUGUCCGAGCCUCAUUGUGGUCGAAUCGAAUUCGCAUAG
This is a messenger RNA of Penicillium digitatum Pd1, 2562 nucleotides long. The record is from RefSeq and is a predicted model, not a curated record. NCBI's taxonomy places the organism in Eukaryota, Fungi, Ascomycota, Eurotiomycetes, Eurotiales, Aspergillaceae.